Molecule: messenger RNA, 2588 nt
Organism: Danio aesculapii
Lineage: Eukaryota; Metazoa; Chordata; Actinopteri; Cypriniformes; Danionidae
Gene: itpk1a
Product: inositol-tetrakisphosphate 1-kinase a
Exons: 11
Coding region: 327-1517 (396 amino acids)
Biological process (GO): inositol trisphosphate metabolic process
Cellular component (GO): cytoplasm
Molecular function (GO): inositol-3,4,5,6-tetrakisphosphate 1-kinase activity; ATP binding; inositol-1,3,4-trisphosphate 5-kinase activity
Source: RefSeq, a predicted model, not a curated record
UCGACAACAUGGUCGAGUAAUGGACAGACCAUUUGAACAUAUAAGCGUUGACAUCUGAGUUAGGCAAGGGGCACCCGCGCAGGUUUCAUACUGUCUUCUGUCAUGAUGUGUUUGUUAUGUCGAUACGUGUUGCUGUCAUAUAAAUAAUGUGACGAAGUUGUCAUAAAAUUGAACAACUAUUUAGACAGAGAGACACACUUUCUGGAGGACACAAGCAAUACUGGAUGGACUAUUGAUGACAGUCUAAACCUGUAACUUGGACUUUACGAGACGUAAAGGAGAGACUCGGAACUUCACAUUCAUUCGGUACAUUCAUUCUGUCAGAGAUGCAGACGUUCGUGAAAGGAAAGCGAGUUGGAUACUGGCUCAGUGAGAAGAAGAUUAAAAAACUCAAUUUCCAAACCUUCGUGGAUUUGUGCAGAAAACAAGGCAUAGAGAUGAUUCAGCUGGAUCUGAGCCAUCCAAUAGAGAACCAGGGUCCUUUUGAUGUCAUCAUCCACAAGCUGACCGACCACAUUGUUGAUGCUGACCAGAAUGUCACAGAGUCUCUGCUACUUGUUCAAGGUGUUCAGGACUACAUAGACGCUCACCCUGAAACAGUGAUUCUGGAUCCUCUUCCGGCCAUCCGUACCCUGCUGGACCGGUGCAAAUCAUAUAAGCUAAUCCAUAAACUGGAACACAGCAUGGAAGAUGACAGAAUCUGUUCACCUCCGUUUAUGGUUCUCAAGACAGAAUGUGGCUCUGAAACUCUGGAGCAGCUCCACAAACAUGGAAUCACAUUUCCUUUUAUCUGUAAACCCCAGGUAGCUCAUGGCACCAAUUCUCAUGAGAUGGCCAUCAUCUUUAGUGAGGAAGAUCUGAAAGACAUCAAGCCUCCAUGUGUCCUCCAGAGCUUCAUUAACCAUAAUGCAGUGCUCUAUAAGGUGUUUGUAGUUGGCGAGGCCUACAGUGUGGUGCAAAGGCCCUCCAUUAGGAAUUUCCCAUCUGGACCCACAGACAGGAGAGCAAUAUCCUUCAACAGUCAUCAUGUGUCCAAACCAGAGUCCUCUUCUCAUCUGACCUGUAGGGAUAACAUGGAGGGUCAGUCCUGGAAGCCAAGCAAUGAGGUCAUUCAAAAAAUUUCCAGAAAGUUACGCCAGGCCCUUGGCAUCUCUCUGUUCGGGAUUGACAUUAUCAUCAACAACCAGACCGGGCAACACGCCGUCAUCGACAUCAACGCUUUCCCGGGUUACGAAGGAGUCCCCGAGUUUUUCGACGACCUUUUGAGCCACAUCAGCAGCGUCCUCCAAGGUCAGGUUUGCAAUGGAGUGGCGUGCGGGCACCUGAGAGUCAACGGGACGGCGCAGAGCCAGACCGUGCACUGCGGCAUGCUGGGAAACGACAGCAGCUGGUUGAUGGAAAGCGAGGGGAUCAAGAAGGGUCCGCAUCAGGGAUUGAGUUGUUGCGGCGGCUGCAUGACUCCGAACUUUCACCAGCACAGCAGAUCCACUUUAACAGCAGAGACGUCCUCGCAGUGACUAGAGAGUUUCAUUAGUGCCUCAUCAGUGCAUAGGUGUACAGACAAUUCAUUUGUGCCAAAAUGUUGAAACAAUUAACAAAUGUUUUACUGAUUUUGUCAUUUAUUUAAUUUAAUGUUUGAAAGGGACGAGCUGAUCUUGGAAAUGAAUGUGAUUUACUUUUCUUUUAUGAAUGUUGCACUGAGUUUGAUUUGCAGAACAAGGAGAAAAUGAAGAUAUUGUUAAUAUAUUAAUGAGAUGCUUGAAAAGGAAAAUGAGUGUCAUGAUUUGGAUUAAGACGUUGCACUAUUUAAAUAAGACUUAGACUCAGGGUUCAUACACAUUUUUACUACUAAAGUUCCAUGACUUUUCCAUGAUUUUUCCAAGACUUUCAAGUAAAUUUACAUGACUGUUUCAUGCAAUGUCUACAUAUGGGUGGUAAAAGAAAGACAAUGCAUGUUCAAAUUUAUUAUAGCAUAUCAUAAAACACGCAGCAAUCUAUUUAGUUUCAAUUUAUAUUUAUAUCUGUGUAAAACUGAUUUAGAUCACUGAUAAUGUGAGAGAAUGUGAUUGGCCAAGGACACAAAAGAAGCAAGUAACCUAUAUUCAAGUAUACAGAUAUCUGUUUUCCAUGACUUUUCCCAAAACUCCUGUUUUUCUAAAACUUUUCAGGCCUGGAAAAUGCCAUGUCAAAAUUCCAUGACUUUUCCAGGUUUUCCAUGACUGUAUGAACCCUGUAGACUCUUUUGGUGUGUAUGAAUUGUGGCUUAAUAAGAGAAAGUCUUUUAUUGCUGUCUUAAGCAAUCUGCUAGUGAUGAAUCUGUUUCAACAACAGCAACUUUUUUGCUUUUUUAAAAAAGAAAGUAAGAUGAAGAAUCAUUUCAUGUAAAAUCCUCGCAUACUGGAAGAUCAUAUGAUAUCAAAUAGGGGUUAUGCUUUUAUUGCCUAAAAUGACUGUCACCCAAAAGUGAAAAUGUUCAACGUGUUAUUUCCAACCUGUACGACUAGAUUUCAUUCACAGAAUAUUUCUGUAUGUUUACUGUUUACACUUUACUGUAUUUGUUCAAUAAAUUAAAAUCAAGGUUCAAAGAA